Stylonychia lemnae is the source of this 2310-nucleotide messenger RNA. The record is from the annotation of a GenBank genome assembly. Lineage: Eukaryota; Ciliophora; Spirotrichea; Sporadotrichida; Oxytrichidae.
AUGAUGAUUUUUACAAGGGACGGUGGAUCUCUACUGUUAGAUUUCAAGUCAGAUGACACAGGGUUGCAUUAGACUCUCAUUAAAAUUAUGAAAGCCCGUCAUCUAAUAAAGUUAGUUCAACAAGCUAAUGAUUCUGAACAUAACCGUAGUUACUCUAUUUAGAUUUUCGACUGUUUUAUUCAAAUAAUUCAGGAGGAAAAAUUAACAAUACUUUCCGCUAUCUAUAACCCAACAAUGAUGGAAAGAAAGAAACAUCUAUUAAUAUUUUGGAUGAAACAUAUGUGCAACUAAAUGGAGUCUGAGUUUACACCGAAACUCUUUAAAUGCGAUGUUCCUUCUUAUGAAAUAACAGAUCCUAAAAGAUUCCGAUACUAUUAGGAAAUAUUUUCUGCAUACUCAGAGUUAUAACUAAACAAAAUAACUUCAAGUUUCGGAUCUUACGUAUAAAAACUGUUAUAGGAGGUCCUAGCCUAGAGUAAAGCUAGAUAUCUGUUAAGCAGACUGAUAAUAAUAGAAUGUAGUACAAGUGACAUUAUAUUAGAUCAUUCAUUUGUAAAAGAUAGUGGAAGGAAUGUCAAUUUCUAUUCCUCGAAGAACUUUGUUGAAUUUAUGGACUAAUUCGAAAUUUUACGUUAAAAAUAAACUAAGAAAGGAAUCAUCUAAAAUUCUCGUCGCCGCAGUGUAAUGAGUAACUAUAAUAACCGAACAUACAACAAAGAGACUCUUCAGCAGUUAAGCUUUGGUGCUUUCAUUGUGUCUACCUCAACCUUUAAGACCCCUUUGGAAUAGGAGUACAAAAUCAGCUUAAUUUUUGAGAAAAAUCUAAAGAGAAAGCAAAUGUUAGAAAAGAAAGCAUUUUUGAGAUUUUCACAUAAACUUAAUAGGAGAUAUGAAGAACAGAAUAUUCGUAAUGAUAAGUACUUUUAAUCGAUCGAUUUUUUCAGAUUCCUAUUUGAUUUCAGCCGUUCUAAUCCGUUUUCAUAAUUCACUGAUAGAGAUCAACUCAAUCAAAUAAAAAAUUAAAUAAGACUGAUGAUGCUUCAGGCCCAGACACCUUUGAGCAAGAGAAAAAAAGGAGGUCUAAUCUAAAGAAGAAAAUUCGGAAGUGAAAUGACCAUGAUGACAAUGAAUCCAAUAAAACUCAAUAGCUCACUCGUAGGAGUGAAUGAACAUUAAAUUUCAAAGGAUGGUGAAUAGACAAACUUUGCGAAAACCAGAGCUAGUGGUAAAGCUGGAUCUUCUUCUAGCGGCUUGAAUUUUAAUAAUUAAAAAACAGAUUUAUUCAAAGCGACCCCAGAACAAAAUUCUCCAAACACAUCUGAAAGCUCAUCCUCUAGCAGCAGUAGCUCUGAUGAAGAAGAUGAAUCUAACAAUGAUUUAGAUUAAAACCCAUCAUCUAACGUAUUAUUUGAAUUUCUUCAAUAGCAACAUUCUUUUCAAACGGCUCUUUAAAAUUAGAAUUCUGGAAUAUAGAAUAUCACCAAAGAUUUUUAGAGUAUAAGGGGGCGUAAAUCAGUAUUCUUUGGGGUGUCAAUGAGGGGUUUCCUUAGUGACCAUGAUGAGAGUUCCAAUAUGCAGUCUUAAAAUCUCUCGAUGGAUGAUCCAGUUUAAAAUGAAAUCUAGUUCUAACAGGAUUUGAAUGAGUAUAAGCAUAGUCUAUAUGAUAUGGCUAAUGAUACAAUUAUUACAAUAUCUUCGAUAUAAGAAUUUGAUAAGGAAAAAGAUUGGUUAUCAAAAUAAAUAGCAUAUGAUUCCUCAGAUUAAUCAGAUGGUAACAGAACAAUAAAAGAUCUAGCUUCUAAUAUAUAAGUUGGAGUACCUUCCCCUGGUUUACUCAAGGUUUAAACAGGAGAAGGGAUUUAGAAAUAAAAGAGACCUAGUUUUAGAAUCUAAGAAAAUAGUUCAGCUAUUUUACAUCAAGCUAGGAAUCAAAAGCGUCCCAGUAUUAUGAUAACAGUAAUGCCGGAUACUAGUUUGAGUUAACUAUAAGCUCCAAGACGCAAGAGUAUGAAGGUUGUGCAAGUCAACGGACUUUCGGGUUUUAAUAAUCAAAUAAACUUUGAAAUAAGUCCCAGUACAACUUCAAAAAGACCAAGUCUGAUGCUUCUUGAUAAUUUUCAUCAUGAUAUGAAUUCAAAUGAAAGUCCAAUGCCUUUCUCUAAAUUUCAGGGUAUCCAGGAAAAUGUAAAAGAAGAGGAAGAGGAGGAAAUCGAAGAUUUGAUACAAUAAGAGAAUGAUCUUAUAAAUAGAUAGAUCAGUAAUAACAAUAAAAUGCUCAUAAUUAAUACAAUUAAAGAGGAAUCCCAAUGA